AUGGCUAAUCGUGAACCGUAUAACUUGAAGAAACUGAUCAUAGCUUACGAUUUAUUUAUGUCAUUAACAAACUUGUAUUGGUUUUAUGAAAGUUUUAAUCUAAUCGAAAGCUUCCGACUAUUUCUUAUCGUUGAUUUUCCGACUGACAGAUCAUCUAAUUAUAAAACACGAGAAACAAUUGCUUUAGGUUAUCUUUAUUUGUUAUCUAAAUUUAUGGAUUGGUUCGACAGUAUAUUCUUUGGUCUCCGCAAAAAGUUUAUGCAUUUAUCAGUAUUACAUGUUUACCAUCACAUGUCGGUCCCAUUCUUUGGUUGGCUAAACAUAAAGAUGUGUCCAUUUCUUCCGGGUUUACGAUUGUUUCUUCUAAUGAAUUCAUUCAUACAUUUUUUAAUGUAUUUAUAUUAUUUUUUAUCAUCAUUUGGUCCGCGUAUACAAAAGUAUUUGUGGUGGAAACGGUAUAUAACACAACUACAAAUCGGACAGUUUAUUAUUUUAGGUGUUUAUGCAAUAAUAUUGAUGUUUUUUCAAACUGGUUACCCCCGUAUAUGGAUUGUAUUAGGUGUUCCCCAACCGAGUUCGUAA
Oppia nitens is the source of this 582-nucleotide messenger RNA. RefSeq names its product elongation of very long chain fatty acids protein AAEL008004-like. Lineage: Eukaryota; Metazoa; Arthropoda; Arachnida; Sarcoptiformes; Oppiidae. Gene Ontology annotation, cellular component: endoplasmic reticulum membrane. Gene Ontology annotation, molecular function: fatty acid elongase activity. The record is from RefSeq and is a predicted model, not a curated record. The coding region runs from base 1 to 582 and encodes 193 amino acids. The transcript has 3 exons. Gene Ontology annotation, biological process: fatty acid elongation, polyunsaturated fatty acid; very long-chain fatty acid biosynthetic process; sphingolipid biosynthetic process.